AUGAUGGAUAUAACAGGUAAGCUAAUCAAUGGUGUCGUAGAAUUGACGAAACUGAUGGCUCACGGGGCAAUGCACGAAGCUUGCCUUAUAGAAGUCACUAAAUCUACUGAAGAUGAAGCUGUAAAUAUUAUAGGGGAAGUGAGGAAGUGUGCUCUUGUAAAUAACACUGAAUUUGAAAAUUUCAUUGCAAAUAAUAACGCUACAGUUCUAGAUAUAAAUAAUAAUGCAAAUAAAAAUGUUAGCAGCAAUAGUGUGAAAGAAAUGAAAGAUAUGAUCAGAAGAAUGCUAGAAGACAGUACUGAUUUAAGUAAACAAUUUAAAGAAAAAUUGUAUAAUUUGCAAAACGAUUUAAAUAAUGUCGACGCAAAUGCCAAUGUUAUUGAUAUAGCCAAAGAUAUUAAAAAUAUUGAA
Messenger RNA from Brenthis ino (lesser marbled fritillary), 411 nucleotides. The record is from the annotation of a GenBank genome assembly. Lineage: Eukaryota; Metazoa; Arthropoda; Insecta; Lepidoptera; Nymphalidae.